Messenger RNA from Dalotia coriaria, 3689 nucleotides. RefSeq lists its product as uncharacterized. The transcript has 5 exons. Gene Ontology annotation, biological process: G protein-coupled receptor signaling pathway. The coding region runs from base 107 to 763 and encodes 218 amino acids. Gene Ontology annotation, cellular component: neuron projection. Lineage: Eukaryota; Metazoa; Arthropoda; Insecta; Coleoptera; Staphylinidae. The record is from RefSeq and is a predicted model, not a curated record.
GGCGAUCGGCGAAGGAGCGCGUCGCGGGUGCGCGGUGUGUGUGCCGACGACGAGGAGGACGACGACGACGCCGUCGCCGACGGACGUGCGCCGAUAACAUGAUAACAUGCAGAUAAUCGCUAGUGCAAUGAGCAGUCAUCACGAUAUUGACUCGUUACCAGCGUUGAUCGUCGAAAUAAAUGGGCAAGUGGCGCUCUUCCGGGACCUGCUGAUACACAUCGGUCAGGCGAGGGACUGCCCGGAACUGCGCGAAAAGAUCCGGAAGCUACGGCGGAGCUGCGUGGAGGCCUGCAAGCAUACCAGCCAGCUGAUAUUGCCGCAAUUACGCAGCUCCGUCGCCGAAGGCAUCCCCGAGGACAACCCGCAUCUAGUGCUUCUGUUCUUCAUGUCGCAGCUCUUCCUUCGCGAACUCACCAAGUGCCAUCGUCUAGUUCAAAUUAUUCCCAUGGACAUGUCCGGAUACUACGAAAACCGUGCGGGCCCAUCGAAUUUAGGCAACGUCAUCAGCCAAAUCCUGCUCUGUAAGCAGAUCACGCCCGACUUCAAUCAGGAGGAGCUGUGCAGCAUUUCGAAGGACUCGGCGGAAAUAUCCAAGAUCCUCAAAGAGAUGCAGGAGUACAUGCCGAAGCAGGAAAACAAUUUAGAACGAGGUGGAGCGUUGGUGGAUGACGUACCAAGCCAGUGGACCAAUAAACAUCGAAGGACCUCGCUGUACAAAAACAUGGGACUGUUGUGCUGCGUGCGCAGGCCGAACUAUCUGUGACUGUGUCCGAAAACAAAACGAAAUCGAAAUCGACAUCAUCUCAUCACAAUUAUUCAACAGCGAGAAGAGUGAAGUAUAAAAAAUUAAAAUAAAAAAGAAUGGACAUUUUCAUCGGGCGACAAGAUGGCGGAUUGUAUGAUAUUAGUCUGUACAGAGUUCUGUAUUACCGACAUGUGGAUAAAUACGUCAAUUCAUCAUGCAACAUCACAUCUGUACACCAACAUCACGCGCCAUCUUGAAUUAAGCUACAAAAAUAGGUUAUUAGUUAGAUGAAUGAAGAAAAAAAACACGUGGUACUUGGAUCAAUAAAUUAAGCGUAACGUUAUUACAAUAAAAAUAAAAUACAAAAAUAUAUUAUAUAUGAAUAAAUUACAAUAAGAAAAGAAUUAUAAUUAUAUCACGUACACAUUGAUAUUACAAUUACAAUGUGAGAAAUGAGAUUUGAUGAAUUAUAAAAAUAUUCUGCAAAUAUUGUAACAUAGCCUAGAGAAGGAUAGUUUUUAGGUAGAUAGGCAGAGCCGUAUCAGAACAAAAAAAUAAAUUCGUGUAUUUUCUAUAAUUAUAAUACAUACUACUCGUAAUUAUUAUUAUCAUUAGGCACUAAUAAUAUUCUGCAUAGUUUGCAAGUUUGCAGUGAAAUUUAAGGUUGAAUAAAAUGAAACACAAGCAAAAAUAAAGAUUAAUAAUAUUCACAGUCAAUAUUAUAAUACACGUUGCGUCGUGAGUCGUUAGUCGCGAGUAGAGCUACACCUAAGUGCACACAUUGUUUUAUUUAUAGACACAUGAACACUUGGUAUGUUUAUUUAUGAGUUAUGCGGUGGAUUGUAUUGCAAGUGCGAGAUUUUAAUAUUUAAACAGAUUUUAAUGAUUGUUUUCGGAAUUUUAGUAAAAUAAUUGGUUACAAAUUUAAUGAGGUUAAUUGUUUAUUAAUUAUUAAUUAAUUUGAUACCAAAAUUUUCAUAAUUUUUGGGUAAUAUUUGAAUGAAAGUGACUAAAGUACUUUAGUCACGAGUUUUAGUCACGGGGCGGGGCUUGCGCCUGCGCAUUUGCUUACGGAGCAGCAAAAUACCAUUUAUUAUUAUUUUUUAUUAUUAUUUUGUAUCAAAUUUAAUUAUUUUUCUAGAAAACCGCGAAAAAAGAGAAAAAAUUGCGUAAUUUCAACAAAUUUUAAGUUUUGAGCAUUGAAACUACUAUAAGCAAUUAACUAAAUGUUAUCUUGGUUAUAAAUUGUUUUAUUUACUAAUAAUUUGUAAAAUUCCAACAAAAAACUUGAAUUUUUAUUUGUUUAGAUCAUUAUUCUGCACUUGUAAUACAAUUCUCCGUCAAAAACGCAAAUUAAUUUAUUCACAGCUUAAAAUUUUAAACAAAAAAAAAAUAAUUAGAAAGAAAAAAUUAAAGCAAUAAAAUUUUCCAAUUGGAACAAUAAAAUAAGUGCGAUAUUUUCAAAAAAAUAAAUAAAUUAAAGAAAAUCUUUUCAAUAAUCUGAUAAAUCUUUAAAUUAACGCUAAUUAUAUCUACACUUGAACUUAACGCAAACAAACACACAAGAUUGCACAGUUUGCACCAAUUACGCUCGUAGUUAAUGAAUAAAUCUAAAUAUUCCACGCCUAUAACAACAAUAAAUACAAUUUAUUACUAGUUAUUCAGUUACGAAUGCAAUUUGAUUGAUUUGCGUUAAAUUGUUAAAAUUGCUUCAUAAAAGCUUGACUAAUAUAUUGAAACAAAUUUCUUACACAAGCAUCAACUAAAAACCCACAUAAAUAAACAUAUUAUAUUUUUAAUUGAUGCUUGUGUAAUGUUUAUGAACUUACUUAAAAAUAACGAAACCAGUGACCAAAUUCUUGCGCCUUAUUUCAUAUUCUCUAAUUUAUCUGUAUCGAGCUAAGAAAUGACAAGAUGACAAACGAGAUGAAAUCAAAACCGAAACAUUAAAUACAAACGAAUAAUGUAUUAUUACAUCGUUUAGCUCAAAAAUCGUUCGUCUCACAAACACAAACAUUAUAAUUCUACAAAAGAGAAAUUAAAACAAAAAAAAAACGAUUCUAAUCUAAAAUACUCGAAUUACAACCAAUUAGCAUUUACCAACUAAGUGUCUACUCAAAUAAUACACCAAUUUUUGAACCAGAACAAAAACACGGUGAAGGUGGUGAAUCAAGUAGGAAUUUUAACAUUUCGAGAUUUCAGAUUUCGAAUGAGUCUUGUGAGUCUACACAAAUUUAUUACGUGACUUAAGUCGUGUUGUCUGAAUGUUAGCGUUUUCGAAAAGAAGAAACAAACACGUACAUAGUUUUUAAUGAUGAUGGGAAUCAUCGUAGAAAUUUAUUUAUACAAGAAUAAGGACUAAGUAUUAUACAAAAAACAAGAUGAAAACGUAUAUAUUAUACAUAUUAAUAUUAUAUUGCGAACAAACAUGUGAGUAUCGAGUAAGGAACAAAUGAAUACACACAAAAUGAUUAUAUUAACUCUAGAAACUGUGAUAUAGGUGGUUAAAACAACUCCGUCAAUUUAUAAUUAAAAUUUGUUGUGCGUUUUGUUGUGGAUUUGUGAGUUUUUAGGCAAUGGUGAAGAAUAGCGGUCUAAAAAUAUGGAAAGUGGAUAUUGUUUAGUUUUUUAUUGAUAACUCAGAAAGUUUUUGAGAUACAAUAUUGGGUCUUUUAUAGGUUAUUAAGUAUUAAAUUUUGCUUAUAUAAACGUUAAAAUUGAAUGAAUAUUGCUAUUUUAUAAAAGUUACAGGCUUUUAAAGUUGAUUUUGAAUAAAUUGUAAAAACAACUUUAAUUGCUUGUAACUAAUUAAAUAAAAUUAAAUUAAUAAAUUAUUAGUUAUUGUUAAAUAAAUAAUUUAUUUUAGAAUGCAUUUGUCUAAAAACAAAUGUUCUAUUGGUAAAGUUCUUUGUUAAAAUCAUUGAAAACUGUCAAAAAACAGUUU